AUGUGGAAUGUUACUUGGCUCGGUGAUGGUUCCUAUCGUUUAACACCACAGAGUCAUCUACAAUUUGCUCUUGAUGUUUAUCAAGAAAAUACAACAUUAGGCGUAGUUAAAGUAAGUCAUUGGUAUAGCGAAAACAAUCAGCGAUGGAUUCUUUCUCCUGUCGCAACCAACACGUUCCGUGUUGCACCACGUACAGUUUGGUGGCGAGCACUGACGGUUGAUGGAAUACCGAACGUCUUUAUCCGCGAUUAUAUAAACAGUAUUGAUCAACAUUGGAUUCUCAUCAAAAUCUAG
Molecule: messenger RNA, 294 nt
Organism: Rotaria sp. Silwood1
Lineage: Eukaryota; Metazoa; Rotifera; Eurotatoria; Philodinida; Philodinidae
Source: the annotation of a GenBank genome assembly